UAUUAGAUUUACUGAUGUAUGACCUUUUAUUUAAUUCAAAGCUUAUGUGCACGUGGUUCUAAAGCCGAUGAUGAUACUGGUGUUAAUAUUUAACUCGCUUCAUAAACUUCUUCCGGUGACUACAAAUUAGUGAACAAAAAACAAUCGGUCGGGCCUAUAAAAUGCCACCGCAGUCCAAAACGUCCCCGGUUUCGAACGGAGGCAAAGUGUCCGAGCAAGGGAAAAGCAAACCUGGAUCCUCGCAAUCUGUAACUCCGCCUCCAUCCGGGAAGUUCCCGCGUACAAAGCCAACCACGGACAAACAACGAAUCGAAGAUGACAGUGUCGCAAAGGAGCGGUUGAGAGUCUUGCGUACUACCCCAAAUGAAUUCGGUCUGACAUUUGAUGACUACAGUGAACUGCUAGGGUGUCCAUUACCAGAGCUGUCGAACGUAUGUGCAAAGAUCUUCCAGUACCAAAAUACCGGAAACAAUUACAAAAACGUGAUGCUGGAUCACUUGCAUGUUCGUGCAGUUUAUGAGCUGCGCGAAAUUGUUCAGGAUGAGGACACCAUGCAGAUACUCGUCAAUUUAUUGCUGUCACUUUUGGAAAAGCUCAAAGAGCCGGAACUGGGACACGGUAUCGUUGUUCUGAUGGGGGAAUUUUUCCAUGCGUUAUUGCACCCUAAGCAGGUUCUGACAAUUCAACAGAUUAUGCAAGUGAUGGACAAUUUUAAAGAGACGUUUGUUUAUCAGCACCGUCUCAUUCGGCACGCACUCACCUUUGAAAGCCAGCCUUUUUUCAUCACUGCUCAGCUUACAGUGGACUUGCCAAGCGAGCAACUGUCGUCAAAGACUACUCCAUUACCAUUGGCUGAAGCCAUCCCAAAGAAAAUGAAAAGAGCAGCGACUGUCGAAACCUCCGUUGGUCAUGGAUUACCGGCUUCCGCGGGAGAUGUACCGCCCGUGGAACAGGAGACAGCGCACACAUCUGCCAAAGAUAGCGAGCCACAACAAGAGCUACCUAGCAACAAACUACCCGAGUUGCAUGCGACCGACGUCGUAAUGGAAGAGGAAGUCAUGCUGGCUGUGCAGAAAGUUGUUGCUUCCAAGUUCAAUGCAUUUAAGAUGGAGGUGGAAAAUGCUGUUAAAACUAGAGAGCGACUGUUCAGUGACAAAACCAAUAAUAUAUACGCCAGUAAGAUGUGAUGUUACUUAUUAUUUUAUUCCACUCUAACGUAUUGUAACACCACGGUGCCCGUUUUUUAUUGAGAUACACAAAGCGCGAUAAAGAACGUUAAAAAAGAAUGUUAAAGAACGAUAUUCGCGGUUAAAAAAAUAAAACCAGGCUGCAGACUUGCGAUUACAGUUGAAAUAGGUCUCUCGUGUAAAUGGAAACAGUCGCAUUAAAAUUAAAAUCUUGUAAAAAUAGAACUACCAGUGUUAAACAUUGGCGAAAGGGUCAACGGUUAUUACGGGGGCUUGAGAGUUGGCUUCCGACAGGGCGUCGAUUUCUUCGGAUUCCGAAUGACUGACCACCUUAAACCCGUUCAACCAGUACGUCUCCGCGGCACCUUUAAAUCCCGGCG
Paramacrobiotus metropolitanus is the source of this 1567-nucleotide messenger RNA. RefSeq lists its product as uncharacterized. NCBI's taxonomy places the organism in Eukaryota, Metazoa, Tardigrada, Eutardigrada, Parachela, Macrobiotidae. The record is from RefSeq and is a predicted model, not a curated record. The transcript is spliced from 6 exons. The coding region runs from base 162 to 1187 and encodes 341 amino acids.